AUCAGUAUGUACAGCCGCUGCGCUGCCACACACCACUUCACUGGCAACACACAUUGAAAGCUACUUUCUGUUUUGGAGUUAAAAGCUUCUGAAGACCAGCAUUAAAACAUUUCUGCAGGAUUUUAUGCUGUGAACGCUACUGUGCUGAAAUGGGUGGACAGGUAACCCGCUCCACUUCAGACACAGGGACCCUUCACUGCCAUCCCUUGAAGGCGAACAUGUGCCCACAGCUGCCAGCCCCCCUGCCGCUCUGUUUCCAUGCCAACACGAAAGGCUCUCAGAUUGUGAUGGACAAGACACAGCGCAGUGUGCGGCGGAUUGCCAGCUUCUGCAAUGCCAUCACCUUCACCAGCCGCCCAGUUGGGGUCUACGAGCAGGUCCGGCUGAAGAUCACAAAGACACAGGGAUGUUGGAGCGGUGCCCUGCGGGUGGGUUUCAGUAUUGUGGACCCAUCUAAUAUAAGUUCAGCAUGGCUGCCGCGGUUCGCUUGCCCAGAUCUAGUCAGCGAGCAGGGAUUUUGGGGCAGAGCGCUUCCUGAGGAACAUUGUGAAGAAGGAACUAUUCUGUCGUUCUGGCUGGAUAACAUAGGCCGAGUGUUUUACAGGGUGAACGGCGGCUCUCCGAUCUUCUUCUUUAGUGGUGUACCAGCUGGAGAACCAGUGUGGGGCAUCAUUGACAUUUACGGGCUGACACGUGGUGUACAUCUACUCGACUGUAAGAUGCUGCCAGCUGAAUAUCUCAGUCCUGCAGUGACUCACGAAGGCAUGGAUGACUGGCAUCUGUCCAGCGGCUGCUCAGAGUUUGACCUCCAGGAGGAUCUGCCAUCUUUCUCCAGCUCUCCAAACGCCCUAAACUUGCUGCUGUCUCAUCAGCUCAGCGAUGACCUACAUUUCCACAGCGUCCACGGCAGUGCUCUGCGUCUGCUGACCGAACACAUUGCUGUGCGUUACUACAACAGACGCGAGGCCUGCGCUUUGGUGUUCACACACCGGCCACUGCGCUGCGGAGAGUGUGUGUUCCUGAAGGUCUCGCUCAGGUCGUCAGGAUUUUUGUCUUAUGGAUUCACUUCUUGCAAUCCAGCUCAUGUAAACUCAAAGCACCUGCCGGUGGAUCCGGAUGAACUGCUGGACCGGAAGGAGUUUUGGGCUUUUAGCAGCAUGACCUCAGCACUUGUCGGCGGAGACAUCAUCGGUUUCCGGGCAACAGCGGAGGGGGAGGUGCUUGUGAGUCAUAAUGGAGGCAGAGCUCGUAGAGAGAUGUGUGUGGAUAAUUCAGCUCCUCUUUGGAUGAUCUUUCACUUGCAGACACACAUCAAACAAAUCAGCAUACUGGGCACUUCCCGUGGUUACUCUCCCUCCUGUUCAGAAACACAGAGGUCCAUCUUUAGUGAUGCCAGUCACCUCUCUGCCAAUCAGAUUCACAGUACAGCCGUCAGGAGAUGUACAGACAGCUCUCAGCCCCGCCCACACAGCCUCAGUAGUUCUUUGGGAACAGCAUUUGGUUCACUAUCCUCAGAGUCUCCAUCCUGCUGUGCUUUGACUGGAGAGGAGUGUUUGAUUUGCUGUGAUAGGCCGGUGGACUCAGUGCUGUAUGCUUGCGGACACAUGUGUGUGUGCUCCGACUGUGGUGUGAAGCUGACGGAGACGUCCAACCCAUCCUGCCCUGUGUGUCGCAGCCCUAUCAGAGACAUCAUUAAAAUAUACCGCAGCAUGUGACCUGGCAGGCAUCACUCCAAAAUACUGCUUACUAAAUCUGGAAGGUUCUAAGGAGGCAAAGGUCAGUGUCCUGGUUGAGAAAUGCUUCUCAAGUCCAUUAAAAAGCUGCUUGAGCUCAGCAAGAGGCGUUAAAGGACUGUUUUAUUUACUAAGCAUCUGACCAAAAAUGCUGAAAAAACUUGGGAGUGACUGUGUUCAUAUGAUAUGAUGUGCUUAUGGCACUAUGUUAAUACUGUAUAUGUCAUGACUUUAAUAUCUGAUUCUGUAAAUAUGUAUUAAGAUAUGACUAGAUGUGAAUAAUGGGAAAUCUGGUAUUACUGUUACACUAAUACUGAUUUCAGUUUGCUACAGUUUCCCCCACAGUCCAGACAUGCAAUAUAGGUAAAUUGGAUAAACAAAAUUGGCCAUAGUAAAUGAGUGUAUGUGUGAAUGAUAGAGUGUGUUCAUUCUGCUGUGGUGAUCCCUGUUAAAUAAGGGCCUAAACUGAAGUAAAAUGAAUGAUUUCAGGGUUUUUUUUGUAACUUCUUACAGAACUGUUCCACCAUCUAAUAACAUUUAAACGAAAAUUAGUUUCUUUCACUUGUAUAGCAAUCUGAAGUCAGAAUGCAUUGUGGGUUUGAUGUGUUGCCAAAUAUUUGCAGUUUUUUGCAAAACAAAACACUGAAAAAAACACAAAUUUGCUUUUACACACCUACAUUAUAUCCGCAACAUUGUACUGUAAGUGUCAGUAACUUUUGUUUAACUAUGUGGAAUAAAGCUGUAAUUAUAAUGAUACCCAUCA
Molecule: messenger RNA, 2496 nt
Organism: Danio rerio (zebrafish)
Lineage: Eukaryota; Metazoa; Chordata; Actinopteri; Cypriniformes; Danionidae
Gene: neurl1ab
Product: neuralized E3 ubiquitin protein ligase 1Ab
Source: RefSeq, marked provisional